Molecule: messenger RNA, 1159 nt
Organism: Podarcis raffonei (Aeolian wall lizard)
Lineage: Eukaryota; Metazoa; Chordata; Lepidosauria; Squamata; Lacertidae
Product: neuroglobin-like
Exons: 6
Coding region: 496-1155 (219 amino acids)
Molecular function (GO): oxygen binding; heme binding
Source: RefSeq, a predicted model, not a curated record
GUUGUGCACAGAUGCGCGCCGGCAAACAUUUCCCCCUCCAUCUCUUCUGCGCCUUAAUUGAACCUCUGCUUUCAUUGCUUCAGGUGGAGAUGAAAGGGCGAAUGAUCCAUUUGUAUUUAAAUAGAGCGGCGGCAGGAGAGCUAAAUGAUGGUGAUGGCGUUGUUCUGCCGUCUCGGGAGAGGAAGGAGGGCGCGCGGGUCUGAACGAGGCAGGCUCUAAGAUCCUGAGGCUGCCCUUGUGCGCUUGAUCUGCAGGCUGCAUAUGGGAUUCACCUGCUGGAGAAGAGAGAAAAGAGUGUGAGCAAGAAUCACAGCAGCGCAGGAGGGAAUUUCCUUCCAAAGACAGUUUGUUGCUUUUCCUCGCUCUGGAAUUUCCUCCUGGAGAUUCUGAACCGGGUGUUUUUUCCCCAGCCCUUGCGGAGAAGAACUUGCGCGGCUGGCGUGGAGGGAAAGAAGGACACAGGGUGCCAGAAUCCGUCCCCCCCCCCCGAGAAAGAUGGGGUGUGCCUUAUCUGGACCAGGCGUCACACCGGAGCCAACUUUUGACGUGGAAAAGAGAGGGUCGUUUGUGGAAGGCGGGCUCGACUUGAGCAAGGAGACUGAGUGUGGGGAAAACCCUGAGUGGCUCUCCCUUUCAGAGUCUCAGAAGGCCCUGAUCCGAGAGUCCUGGAAAAUCCUGCACAAAGACAUUGCAAGGGUCGGGGUCAUAGUCUUCAUCAGACUGUUUGAGACCCACCCCGAGUGCAAAGACGUUUUCUUCCUCUUCCGGGACAUCGAUGACCUGCAACAGCUGAAGAUGAGCAAGGAACUGCAAGCCCAUGGCCUCAGAGUGAUGUCGUUCAUCGAGAAGAGCGUGGCGAGGCUUGACCAGGAGGACAAACUGGAGCACUUGGCCUUCGAACUAGGCAGGAAUCACUUCCGGUACAAGGCACCCCCCAAGUACUAUGAGUACGUAGGUGCUCAGUUCAUCCAAGCUGUCCAGCCCAUUCUAAAAGAACACUGGACUCCGGAGGUUGAGAAGGCUUGGCAGAGCCUCUUCAAAUAUUUGGCGGCCACCAUGCGGCGAGGCUUCUACACAGAAGAGAAGACUGCGGGAUCCGGCAAGUCUCUUUCCUCGAGGAAGGCUUGCGCUGAGUCAACUCCAAACAAAAACUAGCAAG